Batrachochytrium dendrobatidis JAM81 is the source of this 819-nucleotide messenger RNA. RefSeq lists its product as uncharacterized. Gene Ontology annotation, biological process: protein phosphorylation. Gene Ontology annotation, molecular function: protein kinase activity; ATP binding. The transcript has 6 exons. The coding region runs from base 1 to 819 and encodes 272 amino acids. Lineage: Eukaryota; Fungi; Chytridiomycota; Chytridiomycetes; Rhizophydiales. The record is from RefSeq and is a predicted model, not a curated record.
AUGUCAAGCAGAUAUCAACUUGGCGAAUGUAUAGGAAAAGGUGCGACGGCCAGUGUAUAUCGUGGACUAAACCUUCGUACUGGACACACUGUGGCAGUUAAGCAGCUCCGCCGACUGGACCUUCCUUCUCUGCAAGCCGAGCAGAUUGCGGUAUAUGAUAUUGCGAUAUUCUUGGGGCAGUUGGAAAUAGAUUUACUAAAACAGCUUCGUCAUCCCAACAUUGUUGCUCUCUAUGGAUAUGAAGAGAGCGGUGCAUAUCUAAACGUAAUCAUGGAACUAUGCGAAAGCGGCUCGCUUCAAGAAACCAUACGCAAGUUUGGUAAAAUACCUGAAAAACUGGUAGCCUUGUAUAUGAGUCAGGUAUUGGCAGGUUUGGGAUAUCUGCAUGGACAAGGCGUGAUCCAUAGAGAUAUUAAAAGUGCAAAUAUUUUAUCUACCAAAGACGGAUCAGUCAAGCUUGCUGAUUUUGGAAUAGCGAUUAGACAGCAACUGAAUGUUGUUGACGAAACAGUUGCUGGAUCUGCAUAUUGGAUGGCACCAGAGGUAAUUGAGCUUCAAGGUGCGAGCACAACAUCAGAUAUUUGGAGUGUUGGAUGCACCUCGAUUGAACUCUUUACCGGACAUCCGCCAUAUCACGAGCUUGCUCCUGUCUCGGCGUUGUUUCGUAUUGUUAGUGAUGAUCAUCCACCGAUACCAUUGGAGGCAUCACAGCUUUUUAUAAACUUUUUGAUUGAAUGUUUUCAACGAGAUCCUCAUUUACGCAUUUCAGCAAACAACUUAUGCAAACACACAUGGCUAAAUCAAAUGAAGGUAGUGUAG